Molecule: messenger RNA, 573 nt
Organism: Suillus paluster
Lineage: Eukaryota; Fungi; Basidiomycota; Agaricomycetes; Boletales; Suillaceae
Exons: 6
Coding region: 51-389 (112 amino acids)
Source: RefSeq, a predicted model, not a curated record
CUUCUCCAUCACUCGCUCAUUCCUACUUACUUACUUACUUACUUACCAUCAUGGGUUUCCUUGACGUCUUUUCCUCCUCACAGAACGAUGAGUUCCGAGACUCGGAUGCACCUCACGAAGCUUCCCUGAGUCACGAACUCCUUGGUGGUGCCGUCGCGUUCGAAGCUGCACGGGCGUACGAGCAACACUGUGCCAAGAACGGCAAGCCCGAUAACCAUGCUUUGGCCAAGGAACUUUUUGCUGGUUUCGCUGGUGCUGCACUUGACCGCGUUGCCGAGACGAAGGGGGCUGACAUGUGGUCUGACCACCAGAAGAAGCAAGCGCGCAAGCAUGCUCAGGAGGUUGUUGAAGAAAGGUUCACCGAAGAGGUUUAUGAGCAGCGUUACUAGUGCCAAGAGUUAUACCACAAAGCAAAUAAUGUAUGCUUGAAUUCAACCCACUUGUAUAGCCGCAUCAAGGCAUUUGAAUUACGUGGACAAGCAUCUCGUACGAAGCGUGCUAGGAUACAUAUGCCCUACAAUAUACUAUUCUAAAUGGGCGAACAAAGGCUAUGCAGCCACGUCGCAAACUUAA